AUGCAGUUUUUGGCUCCCUUAAUUGAAGCCAAGGAUGGCCACACCUACAAUGCGGAGGGGACGCUUUGCAUGGUGGUGGUUGACCCUGCUACCCGAAAGCUUUUGAUCCCCUGCAACUGCAUAUACCCCACCCGGGCGCAGCAGCGUGCCACAAUUCCAAGCCUGUGCCAGUUGUUCCUUCAAGGUCGGUGUCGUCAAGGCCCGCAGUGCCACCAGGUUCACGCGAGCGUGGAUGCGGUUGUGGCACUGCGAAGUCAAGUGGGAAGUCUUCCGUGGUGUUGCUCAUUCCACGGUGACGAGGACAUUGCUGGUGUGCUGAAUGAGGGCUCAUGGCUAGCGAAUGUGGUGGUGCACAUUCCCGAAAGUACAUAUGAAGGCGGCUACGUUCCGUUGAGCCGCAUUGGUUACACUGUGCCCAUUUCCAAGAUGCUAAAUGAGCUGAGUCCCGACAGUGUUCGUGCGCUUGAUUCUUACAGACAGGCCCUACAGGAAGGCUGUGCACCACUGGAAGGGCCCCCACUCGUUGUUCUUGAGGCAGGAGACAUACCCAUUUGUCGCCUUCAUGUCAAGGAGCGCUGCCGCUUCGCGGAGGAGUGCAGUUUUCUGCAUGUGUGCAAGGAGGUUGCGGCACGGGACCCACAACUCCCACUUGGCCGCCGAUCACGCCUGAAGGCUGCACAAAAGGAAUCUGCGUACAAAGUGUCUGAGCCGCUUGGCCAACACAUGUCACACACGGUGUCCUUGUCACCUUCCACGGGGUUUGCUGAGGCGUCGCGUGCAUGUCCGUCGUCUGUGCGAGGAUUUCCACUGGUUCAAAGAGGUGUUGCAAGUGGACAUAGUUCACUGGCAAACUCAUUGUGCCCGAAUGGUGAGAAUGCUGCGUGGAUGAAGCCUUUGCGUGAUUCAAGUUCGUUUGGCCAGAGCUGUGAGGCGUCAACAAAGGAAACUCCUACCAUGUCAGCCACAGUAUCCACACGGUGUUCCUUGGGCUACAGUGAUAUUCGCCAGCAGAAGCACAGGUUGGACGUCCUACGGAAGUCUUCACGUGUUCUUGUCUCGUGCGAUGGCCUCUGCUACUCUGAGGGAACUUCAGGAAGCGCGAUAGAGUCUACACCCGAGUUGCGAAGUGGAAACCUCGCUGAGGACUGCCGGAGGUCGCCCUUCUUUACGCGAGGGACGAUGUCCGAUUCCAUGGCCGCAUCCAGCCGAGACGAGGGGGCCAGUACCUCUUCCAUGAGUCUGUCGACAAGCUACCGCCACUGCAGUGGAGCCAAGUGGAGGCACGACCCAUAUAGCCUUUCGCGGGCCCGGAUGGGGGGCUGA
Messenger RNA from Trypanosoma conorhini, 1323 nucleotides. RefSeq lists its product as uncharacterized. The record is from RefSeq and is a predicted model, not a curated record. The transcript has a single exon. Gene Ontology annotation, molecular function: metal ion binding. Bases 1 to 1323 code for a protein of 440 amino acids. NCBI's taxonomy places the organism in Eukaryota, Euglenozoa, Kinetoplastea, Trypanosomatida, Trypanosomatidae.